AUGUUGUUCUCAAUGGCGGACAGAAAUUUGUUGGUGGAAAAGAAAGCUUUUGUGAUUUGGAAAGCGUAACUUAAAUAGUGAUUCUCUGAAUGAUGGUUGCUGAUACCAUGAUAUUUUAAGGCCUUGUUGUGAUUAUUACAUCUGCAACACAUGUUUGAUUACCGCCAGGUGUCCCUGCGCACACCCAUGGCCCAGCUGGAUUCAACAACCUGGCUUGCCACCACUGCUCCCAAUCCAAAUAACAACAAUAACACGGCAGCAGGCCCAGGUACUGCCCCAAACAGAGGAGCUGGUGACCCUCACAACGUUGUUAAGGCACGGGAGGAUCAGCUUGGGCAACAGCAGCACGGACAGAGUUUUGAAGACGUUGCUCAGCAGCAGCAAAGAGGAUUACUCAAAAUACCAUCAUCUGUUGGGAAGUGCUCUAUGUUUACACAAACGGAACCUACCAACAGGUUCACGCAAACUGAACAUCCGGCAUCUCGUUAUAACGCAAGCUGUCUUGAGUCUAGUAACACAACUUCCGCAGCACAAAUUAACUGCAAGACGGAGUCGAACAUGUUUGACCCCUCAACAAUGCAGCAACAGCAACAACAGCAACAACAACAACAGCAACAGCAACAGUCAGCCAACCAACAGAUGUAUGCUACAGACAAGAGUAAAGAUCAAGAGAAGGCUACAAAUAAUGCUACAGCAUCUGACUUCCCAUUUUGUUACAAUGUCAACAUGUUGCAGAAAGUCCAUCAACAAAACUCCACAGCAGGUGUUCCUGUUGGGGGGAUUACCGGUGAUGACAAAGGAUGUUAUAGAUUUGAUGUAGCUCAACCAUUUGGCUACAACUAUGCUCUUGUGAAUCAGAUGUCUUUGGCAGCAGCAGCAUCAACAGCAACAUUCAAGUGUGACGUUUGUGGGCUUGUAUUUGGUCAUCUGUCACUCUUGAACCAUCACAAGAGGAUUCAUAACACCACAAAUGUGACAACGGCAGCAACACAGAACAAUCAGGCAGCAUCCGCAAACGAGCGGCAGUACACAUGUGAUAUCUGUGGAGCAUGCUUCAGUCUUGCUGGUGAGCUUAAGAGCCACAAGAGUGGUAUGCAUGGUAAGAACAGUCAGUCCCAGCAGACACAUAAUCACCAGAAAUGUUGUGAUUCAUGUGGUGUGGAACUUAACUGCCAGCAUCAUAAUGAUGCUGGGAAGGGUAAGAAAGGUAGUGGGAAGUUUGUAAAGUGUGAGAGUUGUCAGGAGAUCAAUGCUGGAGGUGCAAAUGCUGGGAAUGCAGGAAACACUGCAGCAGGUUUCAGUGGAAGUGGUGGGGCUAGUAGCGCUGAGGCGAAUGCUGGUGGUAACAUGGCAGGAGGUACGGCAGGAGGGGGCAUAAAACCAGGUCACCAUCCGGUCAAACGUCGUGGAGUCGCUAGUGUUACAAAAUGUCAUAAAUGUAAUGGGUCUGGAAUAAUUUUUAUUGGUGGUUCAAGGAAUAACACAUCUGGUGUUGAUAAACCUUUCCAUUGUAAUGUGUGCGAUGGGACAUUCUCUAGGUAUAGCAGCUUAUGGAGUCAUAAACGCCUCCACUCAGGUGAUAAACCAUUCAAAUGCGGUACCUGUGGAUUGGCAUUUGCAAAGGCAGCGUAUUUAAAGAACCAUUCAAGGGUCCAUACAGGUGAAAAACCGUAUAAAUGCUCUGUCUGUGCGAUGCAAUUCUCGCAGAGUCCGCACCUGAAAAACCAUGAACGGAUCCACUCAGGUGAGAGACCGUAUCAGUGUGAAGUCUGCGAUAAGACAUUUGCAAGACAUUCAACACUUUGGAACCACAGGCGGAUACAUACAGGCGAGAAACCAUACAGGUGUGAUGUUUGCGGUUCAGCAUUUAACCAGGCUACGCAUCUCAAAAAUCAUGCCAAAGUCCACACGGGAGAAAAACCCCAUCGUUGUGACAUCUGUGAUGUCGGAUUCUCUGAUCGUUUUGCUCUUAAAAGGCACCGUAGCAUACAUGAGAAAUAUGGUAGAACUGGUCCUAAUACCUCAAAUAAUGCUGCAUCUGCCAAUCAGAAUGCUGCAGCAAAUGCUGUUAAUAAUAAUGUUGGUACAAAUACUCCAACAAAUCCUGGGGGUCAACCCCAGCAGCAGGGCCAGCCAUCAUCUAUUGAUGAACUUUAUAAAUGUGAGGUUGGUGGUCCUAUAGCGUUCCCCGGGUGUUCGAGGCCUCAUGAUGAAAAACAAUGAGAAAACGCCCAUCAUUCACAUAAUAUUAAUGCCAACCUUGCAGGCCCAAAGUACCAGGAGUUAGUAAUUGAUGAGAUGAUAUAGAGAGGACUGAUUUGUUUUUACUAGUAAAAUCAUUUGCAUAAAAGACGUGAAGUUUCCAUUAAAAUCCUAUAUUUUGUUUUCGUAUCAGAGCCAUAUUUUAUAUAUAGCAAAAUUUUGUUAAUCAAAAAAAAAAUUAAUUUCUGCUAAAGGAAAAUAAAAUGGAUGUCUACGCAUUAGGCCUACUUUAAUUAACCAUUGCAGUCCAGUAAUGUUGCUCACUGUGUGUUGCUAUGAAGUCAAGCUUCUAUGUGGCAGUGGACUACAAAAGAUGCAGAUUGGGGUCAUACAUAUGUUUUAUAUUAGUAAGGUGUUUAUUUCCGUUCAUUGUUACUUUCUGAUCUUCGCAUGUUUAAUUAUUGUGUUUCAUAUUUCUUCAUGUUGGAUGUUACUACUUCUCUCUCGAUAAAAUUUGCUCGAAAUAUGGAAUAAAAACAGAGAAGGGGUACUUAAUCUUUAUUAUCAAGGAAUGCUGAAUUUUAAGUCUCCCAGUAGUAUGAGGCCUCAGCCAGAUUGCAACUUUGUAUAAUGAUAUUAAUAUUCACGAAAAUGCAGCAGUCUGCCAACUUGACCAUGUGUAUGCAUCGAGGCUACGCCAUAGCUCAAGCGGCUAGUCCCUGGUUUCCCACUGCGGCGUCCUUGGUUCGAU
This is a messenger RNA of Cryptotermes secundus, 2953 nucleotides long. RefSeq names its product zinc finger protein 665. NCBI's taxonomy places the organism in Eukaryota, Metazoa, Arthropoda, Insecta, Blattodea, Kalotermitidae. The record is from RefSeq and is a predicted model, not a curated record. The coding region runs from base 151 to 2223 and encodes 690 amino acids. The transcript is spliced from 4 exons.